AUGGAACGGGCUGCAGUACAAGGAUCUGAGCUGGGAGAUCUUCCAGGACUUCCAGAACAAAGAGAAGAUCGAUGCGUACUACGAGCAUUUGUAGGGCCGCAAGGCGAGUUUGAGCGUAGAAAUCGCGAUAUCUCGGAUCAGAUCCACGACCCGAACUAUCGGCCGCCGCUGCAGAAGUACGAAAAGAUCGACAAGAACGCGGAGUUCAAGGACGGCAACCAGCUGCGAUCCUAUCAAAUCGAGGGCGUGAACUGGCUUCUCUGGAACUGGAUCAACAAUCGGAACAGUAUUCUUGCGGACGAAAUGGGGCUCGGGAAGACGGCGCAAAGCACGCUGUUCAUGUACACGGUUCUCAAGAAGUACAAGCUGAAAUACCCGUUCAUCGUGGUGGCUCCGGUUUCCACGCUUCCCCACUGGGAGGCGGAGAUUCGCCGGUGGACGGACAUGCACGUGGUGAUCUUCCACGGCACGGUCAAAUCGCGCGAGAACAUCCUGCGGUACGAAUGGCGCUCGAAGAUCGGCGAGUUCGACGUGCUGAUCACCAACUACGAGAUCUGCUUGGUGGAGAGCGCGCUGCUGCAGUCCAUUCCGUGGUCCGGCGUGAUCGUGGACGAGGCGCACCGGCUCAAAGGCAAGAACAACAAGCUCGGCGAGAUGCUGCGCACCAUGAACUUCGGCUGCAAGGUGCUGCUCACCGGCACGCCGCUGCAGAACAACACGGAGGAGCUCUGGACGCUGCUGAACUUCCUCCAGCCGGAGCGGUUCGGCGACGUGGACCAGUUCCAGGCGGAGUUCGGCGAUAUGCGGGGCGUGGCGCAGCUGGAGAAGCUGCACACGCUGCUGAAGCCGCUGAUGCUGCGGCGAAUGAAGGAGGACGUGGAGAAGUCGCUGAAGCCGAAGGAGGAAACGGUGAUCAACGUGGAGAUGACGGCGAUGCAGAAGAAGUUCUACCGCGCGGUGUACGAUCGGAACACGAGCGUCAUUGGGAACGAAAGCAAGAACUUGCCGUCGCUGAUCAACAUCAUGAUGGAGAUUCGGAAGUGCUGCAACCACCCCUAUCUCAUCCGCGGCGCGGAGAGUUCGAUCAUGCUCGAGAUCCGUACUCCCGCCUCCGACUGGAAGGGCGAGGAGCUCGUUCUGCAGGCGCUUCUCACGUCCAGCGGGAAGAUGGUGCUGCUGGACAAGCUGCUCCCCAAGCUGCAAUCGCAGGGCCACCGCGUGCUGCUGUUCAGCCAGAUGACGCACAUGCUGGACAUCAUCCAGGACUACCUCACUCUCAAAGGCUAUCUCUUCGAACGCAUCGACGGCGGCGUGAAGAGCAACGAUCGCCAGGCAGCCAUCGAGCGCUUCUCCGCGCCGGGAAGCGACCGCUUCAUCUUUCUGAUCUGCACGCGCGCCGGCGGCGUGGGCAUCAAUUUAACCGCGGCGGACACGGUGAUCAUCUACGACUCGGACUGGAAUCCGCAGAACGACAUCCAGGCGCAGGCGCGGUGCCAUCGCAUCGGGCAGGACAAGGCAGUGAAGGUGUACCGCCUGAUCACGAACCGGACGUACGAAAUGGAGAUGUUCCAGCGCGCCAAUCUGAAGUUGGGUCUGGACAAAGCCGUGCUGAACCCGCUGAACCAGAACGUGAACGACGACAGGCAGGUGGAGAAAAUCUCGCGGAAGGAGGCCGAGACGCUCCUGAAGUACGGAGCGUACGACUUCUUUAAGGAGGAGCGCGAAGGCCGCUCGGAAGAGCUGAGCAAUGCGUUCUGCGAGGCGGAUAUCGACCAGAUCUUGGAGGAAAACACGAAGGUGAUCACGAUCGAUUCGCAGGGCGGGUCGUCGUACAGCAAGGCGUCGUUCGUCACGGACAGCUCGGCCGAGGUCGAUAUCAACGAUCCCAACUUCUGGACGAAGAUCGUGGGGCUGAAGAGCGAGCCGGACGUUCUGGGUCCGCGCACUCCGGGGAAGAAAUACGCGGUCGCGCAGGGCGAUGAGCCGGAUCUCGUCGUGCUGACCGACGAAACGGACUGGACGAAGGUGGAUCGCGAUACGCUGAUGCGCUUGUUGCUGACGUACGGAUGGGGCCAGUGGAAGCAGAUCUACGCCGACGAGCGCAUGCAGAAGCACCCUCUCGUGUCGGUGCAGAUCGUGGCGCUCUGCCUCAUCGGCCAGACCGCGCGCGCCAAAAUCUUCAUGGAGAACGACUCCAUGCGAAAGAACGGGUUCGGCGGCAGCGGCACGCGCGUGAGCCAGCAGGCGCGCGAGGCGCUGGAGUAUCUGCGGGACAGCUACGACAUCUGCGCGGCGGUGCUGGAGAGUGUGCGCCAGGCCGAAGCCGGCGACACGGAGUCCAUCGCGUUCCCACACUCCUUCCCUGCGUUGGUGCGCAACAUGAAUUGGUGGCAGCGCGAAAUCAAAGUCUACGAGAAGCACUUGAAGCAGAUGUCUUUCCUCCAUCAGCUCCACGCCUCGUGCAAGGCCUUCCACGUCGAGCUCAACGGCGAGCUCCGUCUCCCCAGUCCCCAGCGCGCGGCGCUUCCCGCGGUGUGGUGGACCAUGCAGGAGGACCACGACUGCUUGAUCGGCGUUGAGCGCCACGGAUGGAACAACUGGCGCGAGAUCUGCAUCGACCCGGACCUCUGCUUCGCCAAGCAGGGCGUCCAGUGGAACGGACCCGCGGUUACCGAGCCUAUUGUCGACGAGGGAGAAGCCUCUCCCACGCCUACGCCCGCCAAUACGCCCACACCCGCCAAUCCUGCUUCGUCCCCCGCCAAUCCUGCUUCGUCUCCUGCCUCUCCGACCACACCUUCUCCGGCAAUGCCCGGGUCGGGCAAUUCCGAGAGCGACGCGAAGGUGUUCCCUGCGUCGCACCUGGUCAUCAAGCGAAUGCACCGCCUCGUCAGCGCGAUGCAGCGGCUCGUCAAGAAGGGCGCCGGCGAGUUCUCGCUCGCCUCGCUCAAGAGCGGGUCCAACGGCGCGGGAAUCACCAGCGAAUGGGACGAAGCCGAGCUCCGCAGCCUCCGCAACGCCAUCAAGCGCUGGGGCAUUCCGGUCCCGCCCGUCCUCCCCGAGCGCGAGCCGCACCGCGGGAAGGGCGUUGCGCCGAAGAGCCGGAAGGACCGAGUCAUCUUCUCGCUGGAGAACGUCCCGCUCACCGCGGAGCAGGAGGAUCUGGAGACGCGGCUGGCGGUGGCGGCGAGCGUGCUGAGCGGCGCGGUGCAGAAAGUCUACAUGAAGGUGGGCGAUGCGGUGAAGGCGAAGCCGGCGGACGCGGCGGACGCCUCGGAACCGACGGGCUCCCAGGCGGAGGCUGCGAAGAAGGACGUGGAGGAGAGCGAGGCGCUGCUGCUGGACGCCGCGCAGAACCGAGCCUGGCUGGGAAUGUACCCGGCGAGCUGGAGCGAUUCGCAGCGCACGCUGGGACUCUUCGGGAACCGGCUGGGCCCGUUCGAGUUCCUCCGCGUGCAGGCGAAGCUGAAGUCGAAGACCACGGACCAGGUGCGGAGCAUGGUGCGGCAGAUGGAGAAGCGGUCGAUCGAGCGGUUCCAGGCGAGUCGCGAGGCGCAUCCGGAGGGCGAGGAAGGGAAGAAGGAGAAGGAGAAGGAGGACAAGAACGACAUCAUUCCGAGCAACACAGUGGGGCAGCGACUGUACCGCCGACUGCAGCUGUACUACGAGAUCCAGCAGUACGUGUGGGACAAGGACGAGCCCACGAUGCGCGCCAUUCUCACUCGCUGGGAGAUGGAUGGCUCGCGCAGACAGGACCACUUAUCGGAGGGCUGGAACGUGCAGAUCCACGAUAUGGCGCUCCUCAAAGGCCUGCGCAAGUGGGGCAUCGAGUGGGAUUUGCUCUGGUCCGAUCCGGAAAUGCCCUUCACCAAGCCCGUCAGCGAGAAGAAGGCCGGCAGUGCCGAGACGGCGGGCAAUGCCGAGGCGACGGCGAACGAGACGGCGCUGCUGAGCAUGAAGACCGUGGAUCGCAGUCUGAUCGUUCCUGGACUGAUCGCUGCGCACGCGAUUCGACGCCUGCAGUCGCUCGUGGAGGUCUUCAAAGUCUACGACGAGUACGAAACGCGCUACGAGUUCUCGGAUCCCGCCAAGAUGGACGAGGAGCCCGCGGCCCCGCCGUCCGACCCGUCCGAACCGGAGUCCAAGCCCGCCAAAUCUUCGUCUGGCUCGUCCAACGACCAAGUGGAGGUGUCCUCGCUGCCCUGCCGCGUGUUUGUCACCUUCCAGGGCGAGCGCGCGCUUCUCCCGUCCCGCGUCCAGGUCCGCAAAUCGCUCUAUUGGAACUCCCGCUUCCUGGCUCCCUCCGACUCCCCCGCGUCGAUCCCCAAGCUCCCGCGGGACAGCGUUUCCCGCGCGCAGCUGUCGUCGGACGCGCUGUCGUACUACCAGAAAUGGCUGGAGAUGGAGAAGGAGGUGCGCGAGUUGGGGAUGAGUCCGUCGCGAAUCUCGUACGAAGUGCGCGUGCAGAUCUACGAGCGCGCCAAGAGCAUCGUGAGCCACGUGCGGUUCCCGAUGCGCGUGCGGAGCGUGGAGUUCUGGAACCUGGGGAGCGUGGUGACGCGAUGGCCGUCGUACCACAGCGAUAAAUACAUCUGGCCGGUCGGCUUCCGGUCGGUGAAGGUGUAUCUCUCGUUCAUCCACCCCGCGCAGCACGUCGAAUAUAUAAACGAGAUUCUCGAAGGGGGUCAUCAGGUACGCCAUUGCCCCGAUUUUUGACAGUAGGGUCCCAUUUUCUCCGUGACCGCUUCCGACGAUCCCGACCAUCCCAUCCGCGCGCAGACCGCCACGGCCUGCUGGACCACCAUUCUCCAGCGCGUGAGCAAGGAGCGCAAGGCGAUGGGUCUCGGCAAAACCGGCACGGCGGUGAGCGGUCCCGAGUUUUUCGGGUACGCGAUGCCGGAGAUCGCGGCGUGCAUCGAGGGUUUGGAGGGCGCGGAGCAGUGCAAGAAGUACAUCCCGCGCUGCCUCCGCAUGGAGACCUCGCGGAAAGGCCGAGUGCGCGCUGUGCGAGGCCGAGCCGUGCCCGUGGCCGAGGCUCCCGCGGGGAACGAGCCGGGCGAGAGGCCGACGAAGCGACGCGCGGCGCAGAUGGCGAGCAAGCGGUGGAAGACGAUGGAGGAGGAGGAGAGCGCGGCGUCGACGGAUAACGACGAGGAAGAGGAGGAGAUUCUGAGCGAGGCGGA
Molecule: messenger RNA, 5180 nt
Organism: Blastocystis hominis
Lineage: Eukaryota; Bigyra; Opalinata; Blastocystidae
Exons: 8
Coding region: 1-4713 (1570 amino acids)
Biological process (GO): chromatin remodeling
Cellular component (GO): chromatin; nucleus
Molecular function (GO): ATP-dependent chromatin remodeler activity; ATP binding; histone binding
Source: RefSeq, a predicted model, not a curated record